AUGGUGCCUUACCCUGCGCAAGGCAGUAUUAAUCCUCUCAUUAAUUUGGCCCAGUUGCUCUCUUCACGAGGGGUUUUCAUUACCUUCGUCAACACGGAGUGGAGUCACAGUUGCAUGUCCAAAGCAGCUCAUAAAGAUAACGAUGAUCAACUCUGUAACUCAACAUUUAAGUUUUUCACCAUUCCAUAUGGGUUGCCGCUAGAUCAUGGUCGCCUGGCCAAUCCCGCCGAGUACGGAAUCGCAAUACAAAAGCUUGGCCCAGUCUUGAAGCAUCAUUUGCGGUGCGGCUUACCCGAGGGAGCUCCAACCAUCACUUGCAUUAUAACAGAAAAUUUCAUGUCUUGCACUCACGAAGUGGCCUAUAAGCUGGGAGUGCCCCGAGUCAUUUUCUGGACAACGUGCGCCGCCUAUUCUAUUGCUCAGUGCAACUCCAACCUUCUCCUCUCCCGCGGACAUAUUCCUGUCAAAGUGGAGGAAUCGAAGGGGCCAGACAAAGUGAUAACUUGUUUGCCUGGUAAUCUCCCUGAUCAGAAGCAAAUCUGA
Messenger RNA from Cryptomeria japonica (Japanese cedar), 543 nucleotides. Its product is annotated as linamarin synthase 2-like. The transcript has 2 exons. Lineage: Eukaryota; Viridiplantae; Streptophyta; Pinopsida; Cupressales; Cupressaceae. The record is from RefSeq and is a predicted model, not a curated record. Bases 1 to 543 code for a protein of 180 amino acids.